Molecule: messenger RNA, 1477 nt
Organism: Pistacia vera
Lineage: Eukaryota; Viridiplantae; Streptophyta; Magnoliopsida; Sapindales; Anacardiaceae
Product: alpha-1,3-mannosyl-glycoprotein 2-beta-N-acetylglucosaminyltransferase
Exons: 19
Coding region: 113-1447 (444 amino acids)
Cellular component (GO): Golgi apparatus
Molecular function (GO): alpha-1,3-mannosylglycoprotein 2-beta-N-acetylglucosaminyltransferase activity
Source: RefSeq, a predicted model, not a curated record
CACUCAACUGACUCUGAAUGAAAAAAAAAAAAAAAAAAAAAAAUCAAAUUUCUCAGAGAUCCGAUUUGACAACAUGAAGCUCUUUUGAAACUGUUGCCAGAAAACCAAAAAAAUGGCUAACGCUCUUUGUGAUAUUCGUUUACUUCUCAUUGCUACUGCCCUUGCUUUCAUUUACAUCCAGAUGCGGCUUUUUUCUACGCAAUCAGAGUACGCGGAUCAGAUGGCUGCUGCAAUUGAAUCCGAGAAUCAUUGUACAAGUCAAAUGCGGUUACUAAUUGAUCAAAUAAGUAUGCAACAAGGCCGGAUUGUGGCCCUAGAAGAAGAAAAGAAACGUCAUGACCAAGAAUGUGGACAGCUGAAAGCUCUUGUUAAAGAUCUGGAAAGGAAAGGUCUAGAAAGACUCAUCGAUAAAGUUCAGGUGCCAGUGGCAGCAGUUGUGGUUAUGGCAUGUAAUCGUGCUGAUUAUUUGGAAAGGACUAUUAACUCUAUAAUAAAAUAUCAAAGCUCUGUUGCUACAAAGUAUCCACUCUUUGUAUCCCAGGAUGGAUCGGAUCCAAAUGUCAAGAAGAAGGCUUUGAGUUAUGAUCAGCUAACAUAUAUGCAGCACCUGGAUUUUGAACCAGUACAUACUGAAAGACCUGGGGAAUUGACGGCUUACUACAAGAUUGCUCGUCAUUACAAAUGGGCAUUGGAUGAAUUAUUCUACAAACAUAAUUUCAGCCGGGUUAUCAUACUAGAAGAUGAUAUGGAGAUUGCCCCUGAUUUUUUUGAUUAUUUUGAGGCUGCAGCAGCUCUUCUUGACAAGGAUAAGUCUAUUAUGGCUGUUUCCUCAUGGAAUGACAAUGGACAAAAGCAGUUUGUCCAUGAUCCUUAUGUACUUUAUCGCUCAGAUUUCUUUCCUGGUCUCGGAUGGAUGUUGACUAGAACUACAUGGGAUGAACUAUCACCCAAGUGGCCUAAAGCUUACUGGGAUGAUUGGUUAAGGUUGAAAGAAAAUCACAAAGGUCGACAGUUUAUCCGUCCUGAAAUUUGCAGAACAUAUAAUUUUGGUGAGCAUGGUUCUAGUAUGGGGCAGUUCUUCCAACAAUAUCUUGAGCCUAUUAAGAUGAAUGAUGUUCUGGUUGAUUGGAAGUCGAUGGAUUUAAGUUACCUAGUGGAGGACGAGUACCUGAAGUACUUUGCCGAACUUGUGAAAAAAGCUAAGCAUGUCCGUGGAGCUGAUGCUGUUCUCAAAGCAUAUAACAUAGAAGGUGAUGUGCGUAUUCAGUAUGAAGACCAGUCAGAUUUUGAGCGCAUUGCACAUCAGUUUGGAAUAUUUGAUGAAUGGAAGGAUGGUGUACCAAGGACAGCAUAUAAAGGGGUAGUAGUUUUCCGAUUUCAAACCCCACGGCGUGUAUUUCUUGUUGGUCCUGAUUCUCUAAGGCAGCUUGGAAUUAAAGAUCCUUGAUAUAAAAAAGAAAAUCUGAGGACAAAAAGA